This is a messenger RNA of Salvia hispanica, 2091 nucleotides long. Its product is annotated as long chain acyl-CoA synthetase 4-like. The record is from RefSeq and is a predicted model, not a curated record. Gene Ontology annotation, biological process: fatty acid metabolic process. Gene Ontology annotation, molecular function: long-chain fatty acid-CoA ligase activity. Gene Ontology annotation, cellular component: membrane; endoplasmic reticulum. Lineage: Eukaryota; Viridiplantae; Streptophyta; Magnoliopsida; Lamiales; Lamiaceae.
GAGAGAGAGAGAGAGAUGGCAGAAAAUAAGAAGUUCAUCAUAGAGAUUGAGAAGGCAAGAGAAGCUAAAGAUGGGAAGCCAUCAAUUGGGCCAGUUUACAGAAACGCGAUUGUCAAAGAUGGAUUCAGGCCGUUGCCACAAGGCCUGGAGAGCUGCUGGGAUAGUUUCUGCCAAUCUGUGGAGAAAUACCCCAAUAACCAAAUGCUUGGCGAAAGAGAAAUGGUAGAUGGAAAGGCGGGCCAAUACGUUUGGUUAACUUACAAAGAAGUGUACGAUUUAGUCCUAGCAGUCGGUGCAUCUGUCCGUUCUUGUGGUGUCACUCAAGGUGACAAAUGUGGCAUCUAUGGUGCAAAUUGCACGCGUUGGGUUGUAAGCAUGCAGGCAUGCAAUGCACACGGUCUCUACUGUGUGCCAUUAUACGACACUCUAGGUGCUGGUGCAGUGGAAUACAUCAUCUGCCAUGCUGAGAUCUCAAUUGCAUUCGUAGAAGAAACCAAAAUCUCUGAGCUGUUGAAAACCUUUCCCAGCUCUGAAAAAUACUUGAAAACUAUUGUAAGCUUUGGAGAGGCAACUCAAGAACAAAGGGAGGUUGCUGCAAAUUUUGGCACAAAUAUAUAUUCUUGGAGUGAAUUUUUGCUUCUGGGAAAGAGCAAGAGAUACGACAUCCCGCUGAAGAAAAAAACCGAUAUCUGCACAAUAAUGUACACUAGUGGGACGACAGGCGAUCCAAAGGGAGUAAUGAUCUCAAAUGAGAGCAUUCUGUCAGUUAUUUCUGGAGUGAAUCACCAUUUAGAGAGCAUAAAUGAAGAAUUCAGUGAGGCAGAUGUGUUCCUUUCCUAUCUCCCACUGGCGCAUAUAUUUGACCGUGUUAUUGAAGAACUGUUCAUCUCAAAGGGCGCCUCGAUUGGAUUUUGGCAUAAGGAUAUCAAAAAGCUUCUAGACGACAUCAAAGAGCUCAAACCGACAGUCCUAUGUGCUGUUCCACGCGUUCUAGACAAGAUAUACACAGGAUUGAUGGAAAAAAUUUCUUCGGCUGGCGUAAUCAGACAAACACUCUUCAACGCGGCCUAUGCCUACAAGCUGCAUAACAUGAGCAAAGGGUACAAGCAUUCUGAGGCAGCUCCAAAAAUCGACAAACUUGUAUUCAAGAAGGUCAGAGAAGGCCUAGGAGGAAAACUGCGCCUUAUCCUAUCUGGAGCAGCGCCCCUCUCUCCCAACGUGGAGACAUAUCUACGCGUUGUUACCUGUGCUCAUGUCUUACAAGGAUAUGGUUUGACAGAAACCUGCGCAGGAUCGUUCGUUGCAAGGCCCGAUGAGCUAAGUAUGGUGGCCACAGUUGGCCCUCCCCUCCCUGUGGUAGACAUACGCCUAGAAUCUAUUCCUGAUAUGGAAUAUAACGCACUAUCUUCAACUUCUCGUGGAGAGAUAUGCAUAAGAGGGAAAUGCUUGUUCUCGGGAUACUACAAGCGCGAAGAUCUCACCAAGGAGGUCAUGAUUGAUGGAUGGUUCCACACAGGGGAUGUUGGCGAAUGGCAGCCAGAUGGGAGCUUAAAGAUCAUUGACAGAAAGAAGAAUAUUUUCAAGCUCUCACAGGGGGAGUACGUGUCAGUCGAGAACUUGGAAGGCAUCUAUUCCCUAGCGUCCACCAUAGACUCGAUAUGGAUAUAUGGCAGCAGCUACGAGUCAUUCCUCGUUGCUGUUGUCAACCCCAACCUCGAUUCCCUUGAGCGUUGGGCUGAAGAGAACAAGGUUGAUGGAGAUGUUAGUGCCAUAUGCAAAGAUACAAGAGCUAUAGACUACAUUCUUACAGAGCUGACAAAGACUGGGAAAGAGAACAAGUUGAAGGGAUUUGAGUUUAUCAAAGGCGUGUAUCUAGAGCCGGUGCCAUUUGACAUGGAACGCGACCUUAUAACUCCCACUUACAAGAAGAAGAGGAACAAGUUUCUCAAGUAUUACCAGAAGCCCAUUGAAGAUAUGUACAAGAACAAGAACACCAAAUGAGAGAGAUGCAGAUAAGAGUCUGAUUUAUGUACCUUUUAGAAUAGAUCAGAAAACAUACCAAUCAUCUCAAAUACCAUGCAUUUACACCUC